AUGAAGCUAUUGCUAGAUAUGGAUAAGCAAGAAGAUAGCGGAGAUUGUGAUGGGGUGGGUGGAGCCAUGGAUAUAAUGGGGAUGUACGGACACUCGGCCACCAUCCAUGGUGUCUCGAAAGUCGCCGAUCCCCAGAUUUAUAGAUUCAGAAGAUGGGUGUGGUCUAUUCUACUAAUCAGCAUGGCUGUCGGACUUGCUGUUGUUCUUUACAUGCAGUUCACCAGAUUUUUUGAGUAUCCUACAGUGACAAUGGUGAAUGCCGAGUUUCAUGACGAACUACGAUUUCCAGCGAUAACAAUCUGCAAUAUUAAUCAAUACGACAGAGUUAGACUGCCUUUCGCCGAGGAUUUACGAACUCUACUGUAUAAUUUAAGUGAAUUCUCUGACUUACAAGGGUACCUAGAACAUAUUGACCAGCGGAAUUAUCAUUAUUCAUCUCCUAUGUCUCCUGUGGAUCCAGGAACCUAUUUGUACGACUCUGUGAUGUACGCCGCGCCGUUACUAGAAGAGUUAUUCCUCCUGUGUAUGUGGAAGGGAAAGAAACUGGAUUGUCAGGAUGUGAUGGAGAGAGUGAUCACUGAUGUCGGCGUUUGUUAUCGGUUCAACGGUAAUAUUUCCGAUCCUUAUAUAGCUGGUGAUACGGGUCCUAAUCAUGGACUCCGAGUUUUAUUGGACAUUAAACAGAAUAACUCGUUUUUCUCGUCAACUUCACAAUCUGGGGUUAAGAUUCUAGUAAACGAGCCAGAUGAAGCUCCUAUUUUAGAUAAUGCUGGAUGGUUUGUGAGACCAGGUACUUCGUCUAAUAUUGGCAUCAGGAAAGAGGAGUUUAUUGGUUUAAAGAAGCCCUAUAAGUCAUUCGGUACGUCCUACUGUUUAGACACCCAACAAGACGGGUUCAAAACUCCUCUAAGUAGAUAUCCUGACUACUCCUAUACGAGAUCGACAUGUAGGAAAGAAUGUUUAUUGAAAUAUUUCGGCGAGAAAUGUAACUGUCGACACUUUUUCGUGCCAGGGCCCGAGCGGUAUUGUUCUAUUUAUGAAUUUAAUGAAUGUUUACUUCCCGCUAUGAGAGAUAGUGAAAUAGGUAAAAUGAUGGAGAGCUGUAAAGGUUGUCCAAGUACAUGCCAAACAGUAGGCUACAUACCCAAUCUUUCAUCAGCAGACUUCGCCUCUAGUUUUAUCAUUGACUACAUGGUGACUUCUGGGCUACUGAAAGACUCGCAGUAUAUGAGUAAUAACGUGGUUGAUUUGAGAAUAUAUUUUGACUCUCUGACAGUGACACAGAUUCAACAAAAACCGGAACUGACAAUUCAGGGUAUCCUUGCCGAUUUAGGAGGAUUGAUGGGAAUGUUCCUGGGAGCGAGUAUUCUCUCCAUAACGGAACUAGUAGAGUUCCUGGCGCUCGUUUGUCUAGCUGGUCGGAACAGAAGAAAGGUUUCUGACAACCGCACAAAAACUAAUAGUCGGAACGAAACGGAGAUGGAACGUAAAAAUGUUGACGAUGUAAAAUUCUAA
Messenger RNA from Lottia gigantea (owl limpet), 1515 nucleotides. RefSeq lists its product as hypothetical. The record is from RefSeq and is a predicted model, not a curated record. NCBI's taxonomy places the organism in Eukaryota, Metazoa, Mollusca, Gastropoda, Lottiidae. Gene Ontology annotation, cellular component: membrane. Gene Ontology annotation, molecular function: sodium channel activity. Gene Ontology annotation, biological process: sodium ion transport. The coding region runs from base 1 to 1515 and encodes 504 amino acids. The transcript has 8 exons.